Rotaria sp. Silwood2 is the source of this 648-nucleotide messenger RNA. Lineage: Eukaryota; Metazoa; Rotifera; Eurotatoria; Philodinida; Philodinidae. The record is from the annotation of a GenBank genome assembly.
AUGACUGCCGCAAAUAUGUUCUGGCUUGAUAAUCUUCAUGAUUGUAAUCUGGAUCGAUCUCUACCACUACCCUUUGACCGAUUUCGUCUUUCUGAAGAACAUCGAACCGGUCGCGGAACAUCUGUCUCUUUCAAUUUGGGUGAAGAGCUUUCUCGUGCUUUUUCUACAUAUGCAUCAUCACAUGAUGUAACAAUUGAACAACUGGCACUUAUGAGCUAUUAUGCUUUCUUGUUCAAAGUGACUAAUGGAGAAAAUGAUUUAUGCAUUGGAAUGAAUACUGAUGGAAGAUAUAAAGAAGAGUUAAUGUCAGUGAUUGGCAUGUUCGUCAAUGCUAUUCCUUUGAGAUGUCAACUCGAUCCUCAUUGGUCUUUUCAUCAACUGAUUGAUCAUGUGAAAGAAGUCAUUAGAAAUAGUUUACAGUAUUCUUAUUUUCCUCUUCAACGAAUUCUUACUCAACAUCCACAAGCUACAAAACCUAUAUUUCUUGAGACAUCAUUUGAAUUUCAAUCGUAUUAUUCUAAAAGUAGUAAAACUGAGUUAAUGAUUGGUGAUGCACGACUUUUCGCUGCACCUAUCUCGCUUAAGAUUGAUAUAUGGAUCAAUUAUCAUGUACCAUCAAUGCAUCAAUCGACUUGUUCGAUAGAAUAA